UGCUGAUUAACAUGCACCUGCUUCAUAUUUAUUAUGUACAGAACUAAAUCACAGUGAGCUGAAGUUCUGACAGUGCUUUACUCUGUUUUUUACUCAAUAGUGUCUCCAAACACAGACAUGCAUGUAUGAGCCUCGAUGAUGAUGAUGAUGAUGAUGAUGGUGGUGGGGGUGUUUCUUCAUCCUGGAGCUUCUAUUGGUCACAGAUGGACUUUCCCCUUCAUAUCAACUUCAUUCAGUAAAAAUAGCAGCACAGAAGCAGCAGCUGCUCAGGAGCGCAGACGUCCAGCGACUGACCGACUGAACAAACACUGCUGCUGCUGCUCACAGACACUCAUCUUCUUCAUCUUCAUCUUCAUCAUCUGAGGAAUGGCUAUGGACUUUGUCGCAGGAUGUAUUGGAGGAGCCGCAGGUGUGCUGGUCGGACAUCCGUUUGAUACGGUCAAGGUGAGACUGCAGGUGCAGAGCGUGGACAAGCCCUUGUACCGCGGCACGUACCACUGCUUCCAGUCCAUCGUCCGGCAGGAGUCGAUGCUGGGCCUCUAUAAGGGCAUCGGCUCGCCCAUGAUGGGCCUGACCUUCAUCAACGCCAUCGUGUUCGGCGUGCAGGGGAACGCCAUGCGCAUGCUGGGCGCGGACACGCCUCUGCACCAGUUCCUCGCGGGCGCGGCGGCCGGACUCAUCCAGUGCGUGAUCUGCUGCCCGAUGGAGCUGGCCAAGACCCGCAUGCAGAUGCAGGGAACGGGCGAGAAGUGCGCCUCCAGGAAGAUGUACAGGAACUCUCUGGACUGUCUGAUCCGCAUCCACCGGAAGGAGGGAGUCCGAGGGAUAAACCGAGGAAUGGUGACCACCGUCAUCCGCGAGACGCCCGGCUUCGGCGUGUACUUCCUCACCUACGAUACGCUGAGUCGUGCGCUGGGCUGCGACUCUGAUGACGGAUACAUCAUUCCCAAGCUGCUCCUGGCGGGCGGCAUGUCGGGAAUGGCGUCCUGGAUCUCCACGUAUCCUGUAGACGUCAUCAAGUCCCGCCUCCAGGCGGACGGAGUGGGCGGAGCCAACAGGUACGACGGCAUCGUGGACUGCGUCCGUCAGAGCUGGCGGCGGGAAGGAUGGAGGACCUUCACUCGAGGCCUGACCUCGACCCUCUUGAGAGCGUUUCCCGUCAACGCCACAACAUUCGCCACCGUCACGCUCUUCCUCAUGUACAUGCGCGAGGACGCCGACAGCAUGAAGGACUGCGAGGCCAUGCGGCCGAGUCUGCAGCACAGCAGCCUGUGACUCCAAGAUCUGAAGAAUGACUCGGAUCGUCUUGAGAUGCAAACCACAGAUUAACUGCACUGACAGACUCUCUGCUGAUUCUGUCUUAUAAAGAGAGAAAAGGUCAGUGAACGCUGAACAAUGACCUCGCAUUAUCUCUACCAUUUUAUGUUUAAUGGACCGUACCGCUGAAUUAUUGGGAUGAAAGAGUCUCCAUUGUGUUUGAGGACUCCCAGAUCAACAUCUAUAGAAACAUCUGAUGCUGAUGAAGGAUGAGAGUGACGUCCUUCAGGAGCUUUGGACGUAAACUAUCACGGAUGAGAGGCUGAACUGUGACGUGUCUGCAACUUAUUUUCCACACAGUCAAAAACAUCAUGCUACAUGUGGUUCCUUUAGGGGUGCAUCUGCUGGGACAGGACAGGUGAAGGGACGACUGUACCUUAUUUAUGCCUCAAAGAUGAAUAUUAUGGAAAGCAUAUGGUUUCAAGUUCAUGGGUUCGAUUUCCAGGAAAUGCAAUAAUGCAUAAAUAUCAGCACCUCAGAGUAGCAAUAUGUGCUCUUAAAGUACUACUAUGUAAUUUUUAGGGCUAAAUAAAGUGCAAAGUUGUGUAAUUGUUAUUUCAUCUUUACAUGCACCUUAAACAUGUGACUAGUUCCUGGCAUGACUGUAAUUGACAUAUUCCUGUAUAUAUGAUAUACUGUAUGUGCAUCAUUUAUUGUCGUUCACCAGUAUUAUUAUGAAUGUAAAUAGUAUGAGGGCUUUAGCAGACAGAUAUUUGACGACGGAUUGUCAGUGUUUUUGAUUCAUGAAGCUCAAGGGAACAUGCAUUACACACUUUCUUCCCUUCAACAUUCAAUAAAUAUGGAAACACAUUCA
Molecule: messenger RNA, 2131 nt
Organism: Cyprinus carpio (common carp)
Lineage: Eukaryota; Metazoa; Chordata; Actinopteri; Cypriniformes; Cyprinidae
Product: mitochondrial basic amino acids transporter-like
Biological process (GO): mitochondrial L-ornithine transmembrane transport
Cellular component (GO): mitochondrion
Molecular function (GO): high-affinity L-arginine transmembrane transporter activity
Source: RefSeq, a predicted model, not a curated record